Paramisgurnus dabryanus is the source of this 1170-nucleotide messenger RNA. NCBI's taxonomy places the organism in Eukaryota, Metazoa, Chordata, Actinopteri, Cypriniformes, Cobitidae. The record is from RefSeq and is a predicted model, not a curated record.
AGUGGAUCGUUUUCUUUUGAGCAGGCGAUCAUUAUUCAUUCAUGUUUGGAAACGCGACUGGUGAAAAAUCCCACCAUACUAGCCAUAACGAUGCGAUCUUUCACCAUAUGCCUCUCAUUUGCUCUCCAGUGCUUCUUUCUCAAAAUCUCAUCAGAGUACUCUUCUAAAUCCGAUUUGGAGUAUGAAUUUGGUGACUAUCGUGGGAAGUUUUGUAUCGACGAUCAUGGUUUUGUGUAUGGCAUCGGGGAGGUUUAUUAUCCGGGUCCCACAGCCUGUCCAUGUACCUGCACUGAGGAUGGACCGGUGUGUGUCAGACCCAAGUGUCCGCGUAUACACCCGAGGUGCACGCGCAUCAGAUACAAGUCCUGCUGUCCGGUGUGCGAGGCUGUCAGUAAAGUUUGCGUGUACGGGGGGAAAACAUACAGAGUGCUGGAGGAAUUUAGGCUGUCUGCCUGCGAGCGCUGCCGGUGUGAAGUCAAUAGAGAAGUUUACUGUUCCAUAUCGGGCUGUCCUUCCUUGCAUUGUGUGAAUCCUGUAUAUGAACCCAACCACUGCUGCCCCGUGUGCAAGAGCGGGCCAAACUGCUUUGCUGGAAAUCUGGUGAUCCCAGCUGGAGAACGUGUGGAGAUCGAUGGGCGGAUGGAGUGUUUCUGCACUUACCAGGAUGGAACGUGGCAGACGCACCCUCACGCUACCUGUGAGGAGCGCGAGCCACCAGACAAUGAAGCUACUGACACCCAUGAAACAUCAAAACAAAUGGAGGAGCAGGAGAAAGAAAAGAAAAGAGUGUUCUCACCCAGGCUGGAUGCCAUCCCAUGAAAUGGAAGUGUGCUGGCACCAGCUUUCCUGACAGUCAGUAGGGGAUAUAGGGCUUCAUGCAGGUGUCUGGGACUACACAACCUGUGCUGGAAUAACUGCCAAUGCUUGACCUCUUUAGCCAGCCUCAUCCCCCACACUCAUUGACACAAAAACAACAUUAAGUGGCUGUGCUAUAGGCCAUUUUGAAAGAAGUAAACAACACUGUGCAGAAGCACUUCCUGUUUCAGCUUUUCACACUAUACUAAUAAAAGUGUCUAUAAGAAACAUGGAAACAUUUCUAACUUUACUAUUAUGGUACUGUUUGUAUAAAAUAUAUGUGUGUUUAUUAUUGCUUAUGAUGUUCUGCUUCAC